Molecule: messenger RNA, 9520 nt
Organism: Lineus longissimus
Lineage: Eukaryota; Metazoa; Nemertea; Pilidiophora; Heteronemertea; Lineidae
Product: semaphorin-1A-like
Exons: 18
Coding region: 97-2367 (756 amino acids)
Biological process (GO): axon guidance; neural crest cell migration; semaphorin-plexin signaling pathway
Molecular function (GO): chemorepellent activity; semaphorin receptor binding
Source: RefSeq, a predicted model, not a curated record
AGAAGCUAGCCCGAGUGGGGUGAAUUAGAAACUAUUCAGUAAUCAUGAGAGCUGCAAAGCGAAGAGGACCUAGAAAUUUUGGAGUCUAAAUGAGCCAUGAUGUUGAUGUCGAGGUGUGACCCGUACAGGGUGUGGUCAUGGACUACACAGCUGACGGUUCUCAUCUUCAUCUUGGUCAUCGAGUGCCCGAGAGAUGCGUUCGGCUGGCAUAUGAGCUAUAUUCCAAAUUCACAUGUAACAGUAGAUGGUUUAAGUAGUUUAGAAGUGCAGACGUUUGAGGGUAACAUAACAUCACCAGAUCACUUCAAAUUAUUAUUAACGGAUGGAAAUUCAAUCAUAGUUGGUGCUAGGAACUAUCUUUAUAACAUAAGUUUAAUCACAUUAAAACAAAAUAAGCGAAUAGAAUGGUAUUCAAAAGCUAAAUCAAUACAGACAUGUCGGUUACGAAUGAAGACGACGCAGGAGUGUCAGAAUUACAUUCGAGUGGUCGCCAAAAUGUCGCAGAACUACAUCUAUGUGUGUGGCACGCACGCGUUUGAUCCGACGUGUCGAACAUAUCGAAGCCUUCCAGAUGACUCUGUGCCAGGGUAUUUAUAUGAAGAUGAAAGUGAAGAAAAGGGAACAGCCCGAUGUCCAUAUGAUCCCUCUCUAAAUAGUACAUCAUUAUAUACUGAUGGAACAUUAUACUCAGCCACAUAUGCGGACUUUUUGUCACGCGAUGCUCUCAUUUACACGGGAUCAAUACGAACAGAACAAUAUGAUUCAAAAUGGCUGAAUGAUCCAAAUUUUGUGAGUACGUAUGAAUACGGGGAGAAAAUAUACUACUUCUUCCGAGAGACAAGCGUGGAAUACAUCAACUGUGGGAAGGCAGUUUAUUCACGGGUUGCUCAGAUAUGUAAGAAAGACAACGGUGGGAGAAUGGUGUUACGGGACGUGUUUACGUCGUUUUUCAAGGCGCGGUUGAACUGCUCAAUAUCAGGAGAAUUUCCGUUUUAUUUUGAUGAAAUACAAUCAACAACCGAGAUUGGGAAUGGCAACCUCGGUGCGACAAACCAUAGUAUCUAUAGGAAUGAUAUGAUAUAUGGGGUCUUCAAUACACCUGAGAAUAGCAUAACAGGAUCUGCGAUAUGUGCAUACCGAUUUUCAGACAUUUUGAACAUUUUCUCUGGCAAUUUCAAAGAACAAAUGUCUGCCACAUCAGCAUGGCUUCCAGCAGAUUGGCCGUUCACGCGGUCACCACAUCCGGCAAAAACCUGUUCGAACGAUUCGAAACAGAUACCCGAUUUGAAUUUGAAUUUCGUCAAAUCGCAUGUCCUGAUGAAUGGUGCUGUGCAGGCCUUUGGAGGAAAACCUAUUCUCGUUCAGACGAGUUUCACGUCGCGGUUUACACAGAUAGCUGUAGACUGGCAGGUGCGAGCUGCCGACAGAAAUUACUAUGAUGUCAUGUUCAUUGGCACUGAUGAUGGCCGGGUACUCAAGGCAAUCAACAAGGGCCAGAACCGAACCAUUGACACCAUCAUCAUCGAAGAGACGCAAGUAUUCGAUGACAAGGCAGCCGUUUUGAAUCUACAGGUUUAUAGAAAUCGAUGGAAGGGACAAGAAAAACUCGUGGUGAUUUCGGGGAACCAGGUGCGGUCGAUUCCACUUCAUCGAUGUCAUGUGCAUAAAACGUGUACGUCUUGUGUAGCGACGCAGGAUCCUUACUGCUCAUGGUCAGACGCUUGUGUCAAUUCGUAUGAAGGGUUGCAGAGCGUUGCGACGGGCAAGAGCAAACACUGUAAGGAUCCACCGGUCAUCCCAGAGUGGACCACAAAAAAUUUAGAAACGACGACGAAGCCAGAGGAAGUGACAUGUCCCCCCUGCAAGUGUCCCCCCGUAGACGACAUUAAACCUCCUGACAUGCCCAAUGACAAUGAACUCCCAAGGGCUCACGUCCCACCUCCGUCUUCCAAAAAGAACAAAACGUUUACGCCGAACGUUAUUGAAAUGAUUUUGCCUGCGCAUGAGAUUGAGAAUCAUGGAGAACGCAAAGGUCCAGGUAUUGGAGAAAGCAUACAGGGCACAGAUGCCCAGUACUCGGCCACCACGCUGGCUAUUGCCUUGGCACUCUCCGUCGUUCUGGCAUUGGUGCUUGGAAUCAUCGUAGGAUAUCGUAUCGCAAUGUGUCGGCGAACACGAAGCAACACGACAUACUUGGACAAAUAUCAGAAAAGUGACCUUGAGCGAGAAACGCGCUUGAACCGCAAUGAAAAUUAUAUCACGUCACCUGCUCCACAAAAACAGUUAAACGUUGUUUUAAAUGUGAAACCUAAAAACAACAGCGCAGACAAUAAGGCGUUGCAUAAGGUGAAAAAGGUUUACGUAUAGCUCAUGGUCACGUGUUUGAGACUAUUUGUACAGAAUAUUGUAUAUUUGUAUAUAAUACAAAUGUGUAGAGAGUGAUUAUACCGACCUUGUGGAAUACUACUUAAUACUAAACUAAUCCCCAACACUGCUGGCUAAUCAACAACAUAAUCGGCACAGGUUAUUGUGCACCUAAUAAAUCUCACGUUUUGAGUACGGAGACUAGACUCCCUGGGGAGCGAUGGAUGCUCCGAAAACUUGUGUUUUUGCCAAGGUUCGUGUGACUGUUUUGCGUGCAGAAAGGUGGAAAUGACGCCAAAAUUUGUGCCGCAGAAUCGAUAAUGGCGUCAUUUGAAAGCGAGGCUAAGGAGGAGGAAUGCUGAUUGAUUCUUGGUGCAAGCAUGGACUUGCCAUUUGGGUAAGAACAGGAUUAUACCAUCGGACGCAUCAGAUAUUUCGUCAUGUUUUUGCAUGUUUGAAUAAUCCUACAAGUGGCAUUGAAAUGAAUGCACUUAUACAGUCUAUAGAACAUGUAGAAUGACACUAGUUCUCACUUUCAAGGUCAGACCAAGUUGAGGAGUGGGUCUGAAGACUCCAGAGGCGCAAGAUGGUGUUGAGACUUAAACAGGAAUUCGUUAAUUCUCAUUGCCUAACACCUGGUGGGAGAGAACGGUACCAGAUUCAUGUCAUUGUCACGCCAUACCGUCGCCAAACUCGCAUAUGUCACUUUUCUCGCUCCAAAAAGACAAUGAUAUAAGUUAUUGCAUUGACAGACAUUCCGGACGAUAUGUGUGUAUAUAACCUGUAUUGUUCAUGGUGUAACAUUGUGCUGGGUCACCUAUCGAUUCUUGUGUUCAAUAUGUUGAGAUGUUAAGAUAUGUGAUUAACCUGUCUUUGACUUACAUUGUAACUUAUGAGAAAAACCCAUUACUUCUCCUUUGAAGUAACCAUUCGUUUUGCUUUGAAGUAAUUGGUUUUGCCCGAGGUUACUUCUGCUUUGAAGUAAUGGGUUUUGGUUACUUCUGCUUUGAAAGUAACCAUUCCUUCUGCUUUAUAGUAAUGGGUUUCGGCUACUUCUAAUUUGAAGUAAUGGGCUUUGGCUUAUGAGAAAAUAAUUACUUCUUCUUUGAAGUGGUGGGUUUUGGCUUAUAAAGGAAUAGGAUGUUGAUAUAACUGUUGGUAUCUUUGCACCAUCUUCUCUCCAUUGGUCAUUCUUUUCACAUAAGUUACCUCUGACUCUGCAUGUCUUUAUAUGGGAAUAGAUUUUUUGGGAAAAUUUCAAAUAUGGGGUGGUUUUUUUGCCUGGAAUUUGAGAUGAUGUGGGUUUCUUUCAAUCUAUCGUGAUGUGCUGAAGUGUGCAUGCUGAAUAUAGAGGGAGCUUGCUUUGCUGUCCUCUACUUCAGAAAAGUAUCUUUGAACCACUUGACGUUAAACAUGUAAUAUUCUGUAAGGCGGGCAGGGAUUUUAAAACAAAAUCUUGAGACUUGAAGUUAUCAAAUUUGCAAUGUGGGCUUAUUAGAGGAUUCAGUUUAAAGAUUCUUUGUGAUUGGCCUCAUCAAGUCGAUUAACUGUAUAGAUAGGUGAACCAAACUUUUGAUAAAGCUUUUCAAAUCAUGUUAAAGCUGGCUCAGACCGCUCAAGUUAUUUCUGAUUGUUCAAGAAAAAAACUGCCCCAUCGACAGGUUGUGUAUUGUAAUAUUUGUAAAUCUUUUUGUAAUUUUUAUAGCCAGUUACCCAGCUACUUCUCAACUCAUCUUCUAGUAAAAAGUCGACCUUGUUGAAUUGCCCUUUUGUCAUUUAUAAUAGCUGACCUCGUACACAGUUGAAAAGGACCAGGGGCACAGGGUUGAUGUCUUAUAUUCAUCUUCAGUCUUUUUCAAUCAAAUCUUCUCGAAACCAAAAUACAUAGGCACUUUAUUUACAUAUAAGCUGCUGUACGGAAUGCCUCACAGCAUUCAUGACUUUCUUUAAUGUUCGUACGACUGCAGAUGACAUGAAAUAGCUGUUUAAUUGAGAUUUUUCUUGAAAAUUGAUUCAGAGGAAUAGUGUCGAUUGCUCUUGAUUUGUUUCCGAUUGUUCCCAUGGCUACAAGAUAUGUGCUAAUGGUUUGCCAACGGUAGAUCUGGAUCUUUUUUAUGUGAAAGUAGCUGUCUAGUACAGUUGGGAACAAACGAGACGGAGUCGUUUUCUUCAUUAUUGAUUUUCAAGGUCGUAUUCUGUCUCUUUCAAGGUCAAAGUUUUGGGUCUGUGUCUAAUCUUUUCAACAUUUUUAGGAUGGGUUCAAUUUUCGGAAAAAUUUUCAGGAUGCAUCAUGUAAAUGCUCGCGAAUCAUCCUUUGACAAUUUCGCAUAAUCUGAUCUAUGCAAAUUGAUUGAUAUUCAAAUGAUUAAGUCAUUAUUACAUUGGUGACUUUCGUUAUUCUUUUCUCCUUUUCAAGUAUUGAUCCCAGGUCGCUAAAUUUAUGAAAGUCUGAUUGAUUAAAAUUUACGUGGUUUAGAGUUCUGGAAUGUGAAUUAAGCUGCGGUGGUCCCGAGCCUGUCUUUUACCAUUGCAGGCAAAAUUUCUCGUACUUCUGAAAGAGAUAGAUGUUGAAGAUCCAUAGAGGUUGAAAGUGAUAGACAACUUUAUCGAAAGCGAUGUGCUUGUACUUAAGCUCACCUGUACAUUUGUCUGUUGAGUCUUUUAAAUUCUUUUGCAUUGUCUAAUGCGCCGGUAAUGAGUUAUCAAUUUAUACGGUAAUGUGUAUGUAUGUUUGUAAAUUCUGUACAGAUCGAUUUCAGUUACUUUUGGAGGUCAUUAGAAUGGUGCUUCCAGUUAAUAUUUUUGUGGGUUUUCAACUAGUUUACCUAAUGUUGGUAUCCAUGUUGACCCUUUGACUGGCAGUUGCUGUUUUUUCCACUUAAUAAUAUUUGGCAGCUGGGAAGGGUCAUUGUAAUGCUAGAAUUUUGAUUGCGCCACAGUGUGGCUAUUUUAUGUUUUGUAUUAUGCAAAUGAUUAAGUUGAUUUCAUCUUAGUUGGCCAAGUCAUCUGUAUAUCUAUUGGUAAGCGUGUACAUGAAUGUACAGGUGAGUUGUGAAACAAGCCAGGGUGAAAUCCACUUGAUAUUUGCAAUCGUCAUUGCAGAAUGUUUUAGUCUGCUUCUUUUCCAAUGAUCAUACCAAAUAAAAAAAGCGAGGGAAUAUUUUUGGAAAAUGAUUUGAUGAGGAAUGUGAGUUCAAGAUGCUAGGCAUUGAGAAAACGGGUUUCUUGGUUCUCCUUUCGAAGUGGGUCUUCAGGUUAAUAGGGUGUUUGGCAGGUGCGUAUGAUUUGCUGUACGACAUAUCAGUAGCGAUUUCACGUAUCCCCAUUACAUCAUACGUAAACUCGUUCAAGUAUGUUGUGGAGGAAAAAUAAUUUUGAUCUGCUAAAUCUUGCUAGUGUCGAAAUUGACUUGACAUAAUCAUGGGAAGUUCAUUUAUUCAUUAACCCUUAUUUUACUGAGGUUACAAAUUAAUUGAGAUUUUCAUUUCAGAUAUUUUAGACAAAAGUAUCAGCUGAUAGAUAUAAACUAUUGUAGGGUCAAAUGUUUUUUUUCUCUGUGAUCAAAUCCUUUGUCCUCAGUUUGAAAGGGUUAAAUAUAAUCAUGUUCCAUUGUAUUUAUUCCAUAUCACAGGUGCCCACUGAACAUUUCAACGCCAGCUUGGUCAUCAUGAACAAAUGGUCUGUUUUCGUAUGCGCACAAAUGCUAAUUAAUUAUUAUUAUUCAACUAUUUUGUAAGAAAAGUGAACUGAAUGAUGUCUGUCCUUAUAAGAAAAUCUUGGAACCAUAUUAGAAAGUUGUUUUGUCCCCGUAAGUGGGCACCUCGUUGGAGCUUUUGUCUUUGCAUGCACUGGAAUUAUAUCUGUCCAUGUUGGUAUAUCACAGACUGUGCAGAUGAUGUCUUAAAGGUCCACCAGUUUGCUCCUUGAAUUGAAUAUAGUGGGCCUUUAAGAGAGGUUGUUUACCCAGGUUUGAGUAUAUGUGUCAUGGUUUUCACUCCAAAGUUAAUCAGAUAUAUAAUUACAUUCAAACGAAUGUUCAGUUCUGAUAACGUCGGAAGAAAAUCGCAACAUUUUCUACCUGGCCGAUGGAUUGACUGUAUGAUAAAUACUCCUUAACAACAUGGCUCACUUAAAUUUACUGUGAGGUUAUGUUUUUGCUCACUAUUUUGCAGUUUGCCUUUAAAGACUGGUUGCAUUUCAUUUCAGUGAAUAUAAGUGUUUUGUUUGCUUUUGAAAUUUUUUUUUGAUGAGUGCAUUUCAACAGAAGAAUUUUCAGUUUGAACACGGUUAUUUCAAGACCUUUCAAAAGUUUAAAGUGAUCACCCUUUGCAACAAGAAAGGACUUUCGGGUUAUUUUCAAACACAAUCAGGUGUCAAAGAAUGUAAUUGUUUGGAUUUUUUUCACAUGAACACCAUUAAGUCUUUUGACUUUAGUGUGUCAGCAUCCUACUUAACUUAGGAUCCAAAAAUUAUAUUUCUGUAAUUACCCUGUUUAAGUCAGAACUUCAAUAUAACUAUCCAACCCUAAUCUCAUUUUCUGAUUGCACAUAGUGUUCCUCUUACCCCAUCUAGACCUGCAUCUCUUAUCUAAGGUGUCCACGAAUACUUUGGCUACUUGGUAUCCACUGUACUAGGUGUCAAAAUGAACAUGAUACACUUAAAAAUUGAAUCUAUCAAAUCUAUGUUUCAGAUCCUGAUCAAAUUCUAGUGUUAUGUUGCUGAGACUUGUCCAUUUUAUGUGAUGUAAGUCUGAGCAAGUAGAAUGAGUGAUCGACUCUUGAAAAAUGUCUUUUUUUGCCUGGAUACAGUGUUGCUUGGCUGACUGCCAAGACCAUAGGCAACCUCAAAAUCUGCCACUUUCAACUUGUCUGCCUUCAAUGUCUAUUUAACUUCAAAAGUGAGUUGUGUUUAUUUUGACACCUAAUAUUUGUUGGUUUAAAGCAACACCAGGAGACAGAGGAAUCCUAGUCUGUAGCCUUUUAUAACCUUUGUUGUCCUGCACACAUCCAUUUUCUAUAGGGCGACUCGGCUUAUUUGUCUGUGUAACCUUGUCUCCAGGGACUUAACUCUGUCAGUAAAUGUAUUUGAAGUAUAGCCAUUAAACUUCCUGUUGGUGAGGUAACACAGUUUGAUAAUCUGGGUUGUCCUUCCACAUGCACAUAUUUCUGACUAAGGGCCUAAGCCUUGUAUAGAAUUUGUAGUGAUCUGUAGGAUGUUUUUUUUUUGGUGACAAUGCUGGUUGAAAUGCACCAGUCUUUCCCAACGCACAAGUUUACCAUUGAACUGUUCUGUAUAUGAACAUAGUAGCCAUCUGAACUGUUCAUGUAUAUGAAUGCACUAGCCGUCAAAACUGUUCAUGUAUACGUAAGGUAAGGUGGUACUGUUAUAUCCUCUGCAUUGGUGUGUACAAUCAGCUGUUUUCUACACUGUUGGGGCUAUGAUUGUACCCCUUUACCGUACCAUGUACCACCGUCACAUAAUCAGCUACAGUUACUGUAUGAAGCAAAGGUUGUGGUGGGUGACACCCCAGACACCCUCAGAGGACCGACGCCAUUCAUUUUCUUGUGGCUCAGGUGAAUAGAAAAUAAACAGUGCAGAUUUUAUGCAUGCAAAUUUGCUAAAACUUGGCAUUAAUAGUAUUUGUGUAUCAGUCUGCACGAUGGUAUUUUUAAUAUUUAUGUUCAGUACUAAUUUACACAAUCAAAAAUUUUCAAAUUCUAAUUCAAUUUUCAAAUUUUCAAAUAUUUUAACCAGUGGAGUAGGCCUUUAAGGACUGAUACAGUUCCUUGAACAUAAAACACUUGAAUUGAAUCCUCCUCCUUUGCUUCAUCAGAAUAUCUUCUCUCAAAAUAAAUCAUAACUUAUUGUUCCAAAGUGUACAAAUUCACUUUAUUUCUUUUAAGAAGUCUGAUAUGCAUAUAUCAAUAUCAUGUCUAUCUUUUGUAUAUGAACAAAGUCAGAUCUUUCAAUAAAAUCUGAGAUCAUCUUUAUUUUGGCAGUUCUCGCCAUGAUACCUGCUCAGUAUGCGUACCAAUCUAACGUCUGCUGAGGCUGUUUGAUGACAUUCUGAGCCUGUAUUCUUGGCAGAAUAAUGCACUAUUUAGAAUAAUGACCAGGUCUAAUUCAUGAUAGUAUAAUGAUAAUAACUGAUACAAUGAUGAGUGUGGGUUAAUUUUGUUAAGCGGUGUAAAUAUUUACAAGCAGACAAAUCAGGGACAGAAAGUUUGUUAAUGUACUAGAUGAGAGAGACCCCUAUUGCCAUCUUCGUGUAACAUAAUCUGACCUACCUGGCUCCUGGCUAUAGAGUCCCUUUAAGAACACCAACACGUCUGCUCAUUGCCAAGAUAACACACUCAUCACUGUCAUCUGAUAUAAAUAUAACAACUUGGGUUUCAAUUUAGGACGAUCGUAACCCCUCUAACUGGCUGCAGAAUGUCCAGUCAACUCUCGACAUAUAACUGCUGAUACCAAUACUUCUGUAAUGUAACAAUAACUGGGCAAGUUCAUUCCAAAAAGUGUGUUUUCCAAAGUGUCCUUGUUUGUUGUGGCAGUUUUGUUCUCUGACUUUGUGUCUGGAGGUAAAUUUUUGUUCAAUUCUGUACAUUUUGCAGGAGAUGCCCCGCAAUUGUCUUAAAAGUUGAGUUUAGAUUCCGUUAUUUUUACUGUAGAGAAAUAAGUUUUCCCAAAAAUGGGUCAGUUUAUGGGGUAUGGGGACAAAUAGUAGGGACCCAAGUUCACUAUGACUGCUAAAGUUACUAAAAAUGUGGCAUUGGAUGACUUGAAUUUGGGGACAUCACCAGAAGGUGAAAAAUUAUUGGGUCAAAAUCUACAGUAUUCUUAAUAGAUUUAUUUAUAAAUAAAUAUUUGAUUUGAUUAAAACUUAUGUACAGUUAAUCUGAAGCGUGCAAUAAAAUGUGUAUUUUUAUUGCCUUUCAGACACGUCUAGAUCUGAAUGUCAUCAGAAUCUUUAAGUUAUGGAUGUGGCCAAGGUUUCGUCUUGGCUACAUGGCUACAUUUAAAGAUGCUGUGACCAAUUGUUCCGUCUUUUUCUUUCUGUCCAAACCAUUGUACAGUAACUGUAUCUGUGUAUAACAACUGUAGAUGCUUUGUGUAUCUCGUUAGUAGCUGGGAUAAAUGACUUAUGAUUUAUAACAGA